This is a messenger RNA of Truncatella angustata, 1017 nucleotides long. RefSeq lists its product as uncharacterized. Lineage: Eukaryota; Fungi; Ascomycota; Sordariomycetes; Amphisphaeriales; Sporocadaceae. The record is from RefSeq and is a predicted model, not a curated record. The transcript has 2 exons. The coding region runs from base 49 to 1017 and encodes 322 amino acids.
GUUCAUCGCCAACCAGACAAACCGCGGCUGUGACCACAUUUCCCACAGAUGGGUUGCUCCAGCUCAAAAGUAAGCCACGAAAGGGAUGAGAACAGGGUCCCGCGGCCAGCCCCGGGACCUGUAACGCUACCGGAAGUGGUGUGGGCAACACUUAAGCCAUGGCGAGAUUCUCUCGAAAAAAGCACAAACCCGGGAGAAAAGGCAGAAGAUACUAGCGAAGCAGCACAGUUUCAGCGUGCGCGCGAAUGGUUGGCGCACGAAUUCCCAGAGUGUCACAGGAGUGGCAUGAUGGAGGAAAUAGGGCAAAACAUCGUUCGGUAUGGUGCCUGUCGAUACCACGGCAAGGACUUUGUUUUCCUGGACGGCAACCACACCGGAGUGGUCGUCGCAACCACACUUGUGCUUGGACUGCCAGCAAAGCAGGGCCAGGAUGGCGCAAGGACAGUCGCCAUGUUUGAGUCGCCAGAGAUGGAAGCGGCGAAGAAGACGUUGCUUACCACGAUGGCGAGGAUGGAACAGCUGGACGUAGAGAUGACACAUGCCGUCGCGCAGGUUGUCAGUGGCGACCAUAUGGUACAGUGCAAAUUCAAGCUAAGGUAUCAAGAACCCACCGUCAGACCUGUUCCUGAAGGAGUGACGGCUGAGAUCAACGCUCUUAAUGCCAAAAUGUGCAAGAUGAUCAAGAAAGACAAGAGCGCUGAAGUGGUGCGGGGUAUUUUCGUUCAGGCAAAUUUCAGAAUUGCGGUCGAGUUCUUGAAAGGCGCACAUGGAGGUUGCACUGUUUUGGAUGGCGGCAAGUUGCCAUUCAAAGUCGAUGGCAAGCCGUAUCCAGAGCCUGCCCGACUCCUGGUCGUGCGACAGUUUGUCGACUCAGAAUCAGAAAAGGAAGUUGAAGCAACCCUAUAUAAAGUACUGGCACAUAAGACAGAAGCUUCAGACCAGUCAGUGACCUUUCUGGGAGGGAAGCAGUCUGAUGAGACCUGGAAUGGUGUUGUCCAUGUGGAAAUUAUAAGUUAG